UACACAUAUGGCAGGAUUGGCGAGCACAAGCUCGUCAUCGCGGAGCCGGUCGAGAUCGGCCCGGUCAACGCGGCGCACUGCGCUGCGCACGUGGCCCAGCAUUUCGUCAAUGUCCGCCUCGCCUUGAUGGUGGGGAUCGGCGCGGGGAUACCAGGCGGCAAGAUCGACAUCCGCCUCGGCGACGUUGCGAUUGGCGUGCCCCGCGAAGACCACCCGGGCGUGAUCCAGUACGACCUGGGAAAGUACGAGCAGGGCGACGCCUUCCGACGGAUCGGCGCGUUGAACAAACCGCCUCGGAUCCUGGCGAGCGCGAUCCGCGCCCUCGAAGGCGAUGAGCUGCGCGACAAGUUCCCCAUGAGGAGGAUACUGCGGCACCUUGGCAAGCAGAAGGAAAUGUUCCGGCGGCCGCGGGAUAGUGAGGAUGUCCUGUUCGACGACACAUUCUCCCAUGUGCGCAGGGGCUCCGGCUGCAGUGCCUGCCUGGCUUCUGCCGACAAGAAGAUUGUACAGCGCCCACCCCGCUCGUCGCCAGAUCAGCCCAUCACGCACCGGGGCCUCAUCUUGUCGGGAGGUGGUGUGGUCAAGAACCCCGAAGACCGUGCGCGGCUUCGUCGGGGAUAUGAAAGCGCCAUAUGUUUCGAGAUGGAGGCGGCCGGGAUCGUGGACGAGCUGCCGUGUCUGGUGGUACGCGGCAUCAGCGAUUACGCCGACACGCACAAGCAGGACGGGUGGCGCGGCUAUGCGGCAGGCGCUGCAGCAGCGUACUGCAAGGCCGUCCUUUUGAAGGUACCGGCCGACGAGGUGGAGGACUCUGUACGGAUGAAGGACAUUGUAGAUAACGUCGAAGCCACGCAUGCCAUAGCGAGGCACACUCAGUCUACCACCCAAAAUCUGCGCUCCAGCGAUCAACUUGAGAAGAUCCGACACUGGUUGAACCCGCCAGACCCGUCCACCAAUCUGAACAAAGCGCGAGACCAGCACCAGCAAGGAACAGGCCAAUGGUUUCUCGAGCACGAGUCAUAUACGAGGUGGAAGCAGGAGCGCAACUCCUUCCUCUGGCUGAAUGGCAUUCCGGGCUGCGGCAAAACCAUACUAAGCUCGUCUAUUGUGGCCAAUUUGCAGCAGCACAGUGGCACCGGUCGGAACGUGCUCUACUUCUACUUUGAUUUCAAUGACUCUGCGAAACAGUCAGUGGAGGCAGCAGUCCGUUCACUUCUGUGCCAGCUCUAUAGCAGAGGGUCAGAUCGGCGGGCGGACGUGAACGCUCUUUACUCAUCCUGUGGCCGUGGGUGUGAUCAACCAGACAACAUGUCGCUGCUCGGGGCAUUCCGGAAAACACUAGAGCAGGCUGGCGAGACCUGGCUGGUGCUUGACGCGCUGGAUGAGUGUCCUAAGCGUGAUGACAGCUUUGCAGGUGGGCUUCUUGCCUGGAUCCAAGGUCUUCUCGAUGCCAGCUUGAACACGCAUGUCGUAGUGACGAGUCGGCCCGAGCAGGACAUUCAAGAAGCCGUCGAGAGCUGGGCAAGAUCUAGUGAUAUCAUCUCGCUGCGGACUAAUCUUGUCUCAGACGACAUUGCCUCUUAUAUAAAGGCGCAAACGAGGAGCCUGCCCCGAUGGCAGACUCGGCGCGACAUCCAAGAGCAGAUUGAGGCAGCAUUGGUCGAGAAAGCCAACGGAAUGUUCCGCUGGGUGGCUUGCCAGUUUGACACAUUGAAGAAUUGCCUCAAUCCUCGAUCUGUGCACAGUGCACUGGCAAAUCUUCCCCGAUCUCUCGACGAGACUUAUGCGAGAAUACUGCAAGAUAUCCAACUCCGACCGGAGAACAUGGCAUAUGCGAAACGGCUUCUACAGUUCCUUGUCUACUCGGAUCGUCCUCUUAGGUUGGAGGAGGCUGUUGAUGUGGUCGAGGUGGACCCAUCGCGCCGACCACGAUUCAGCCCCGGCGAUCGGAUGCCGCAUCCUCAGGAAGUAGUCCGAUAUUGCUCCAGUCUCGUAGUUCUGGUGAAGCAGAAAGACGAGACAAGCGGGGCAGAAGUCAUUGAGAUACAACUGGCGCACUUCUCCGUGCAGGAGUACUUCCAAUCAGACCGACUCGACCAGUAUAUUGCUGCAGACUUUGCCGCAGUUGUCGCCAGGGCGGCCAUCGUAGAAGUCUGUCUUUCAUACCUGAUGGAGUUGCCUCGUACCCCUGAUCCAAAAGAGGUUCGGGAAAAGUUUCCUCUGGCCCAAUAUGCAGCGCAGCACUGGGCGACCAAUGCGGCAAUAGUCGAAAGGGCAGACAAGGCAACCUGUCCGGUAGUGGAAGAGUAUUUGUGUGACAAGCUGGCCUUCCCUUUGGGAUGCGGGUUGUUCCGUCCUGACAAAAGCUGGAUUGAUCCAGACGUUUGGCAAGUCUCAGUGUCUGCUCUGUAUUACGCAGCUCACAAAGGGUUUGUUCAUACCGUCCAGAAACUUCUGGGCAAGGGGUUCGAAGUGAACGCUCAAGGCGGAGUUUACGGUAAUGCUCUCCAAGCAGCUUCGUUUGAGGGCCACGAAGACACAGUGCGCCUGCUACUCGACAGUGGAGCACAUGUCAACGCGCUCGGCGGAUAUUAUGGCACUUCUCUUCAAGCGGCUUCCUGUGGGGGGCAUGAAAACAUUGUGCGGCUUCUGCUUCAGCGCGAUGCCGAUAUUAAUGCCGAUGGUGACGGACGGUUUGACAAUGCCCUCCAUGCAGCUUCUUACGAGGGCCAUGACACUAUAGUCCGACUACUACUCGAAAAUGGAGCUCAUGUAAACGGACCAGGCCAGCCAAGUGCCUUUCAGUAUGCGUGCAGCCUAGGACACUAUGCCGUGGUGCGGCUUCUCUUGGACCACGGCGCCGAUAUAAAUGAGCGAAACGGACCGUACGGCAGUGCUCUCAAGGCAGCUUGUUAUUAUGGGCGGGACAAGGUAGUGCAGCUCUUGAUCGACUACGGGGCGGAUGUGAACGUCCGAGAGGAGAACUCUAGCACCAGCCCGCUCUUGGCAGCUUCCAUCAGCGGUCACGCCGCGACAGUGCGGCUGCUUCUGGAUAAUGGCGCCGACGUGGACCGAGUGAGGACCCCGACAGAAAAUGCUGUCUAUGCAGCUGCGUCUGGUGGGCAGCUUGAUAUAAUGUUACUAUUGAUGGAGAACAGCACCCAGGAGCACCGCCAUAAUGCUUUCUGGGCAGCGUCGUUAAACGGCCACGACACGAUUGUGCGAUUACUCCUCGGGAAAGGGGCCGGAGUCAACGUGGUCAGUGCCUGGGGGAGCACUGCUCUUCUCGCAGCUUCCUCGCAGGGACACGAAGUAGUUGUGCGGCUGCUCCUUGACGCAGGCGCCGACGUCGACAUGAUCAGCGAGGAGACCACUGCUCUCCUUGAAGUUUCCUGGGGGUGGGGAUACCCAGCGGUUACACGGUUACUCCUUGAGGCGGGCGCAGAUAUAAGUAUCAGGAAUGGCGGGCGGACCGCUCUCCACCUUGCCACCACACACGGCCAUGUUGCCCUCGUGGAGUUACUGGUC
This is a messenger RNA of Microdochium trichocladiopsis, 3528 nucleotides long. Its product is annotated as ankyrin repeat-containing domain protein. The record is from RefSeq and is a predicted model, not a curated record. Gene Ontology annotation, biological process: nucleoside metabolic process. Gene Ontology annotation, molecular function: protein binding; catalytic activity. Lineage: Eukaryota; Fungi; Ascomycota; Sordariomycetes; Xylariales; Microdochiaceae. The annotation marks the transcript as partial. The transcript is spliced from 3 exons.